Peromyscus leucopus (white-footed mouse) is the source of this 1419-nucleotide messenger RNA. RefSeq names its product vacuolar protein sorting-associated protein 52 homolog. Gene Ontology annotation, cellular component: GARP complex. The transcript has 8 exons. Lineage: Eukaryota; Metazoa; Chordata; Mammalia; Rodentia; Cricetidae. Gene Ontology annotation, biological process: endocytic recycling; Golgi to vacuole transport; retrograde transport, endosome to Golgi. Gene Ontology annotation, molecular function: syntaxin binding. The record is from RefSeq and is a predicted model, not a curated record.
UCCCUGUAGCACAUGGAGCAGAUGUUGGGAGCUUUUCAGAGUGACCUCAGCUCCAUCAGCUCUGAGAUCCGGACCCUGCAGGAGCAGUCAGGAGCCAUGAAUAUCCGACUUCGUAACCGACAGGCAGUUCGGGGGAGACUUGGGGAACUUGUAGAUGGGCUAGUGGUGCCCUCCACUCUGGUCACAGCAAUUCUGGAAGCUCCAGUGACAGAGGCCAGGUUCCUGGAGCAGCUGUAGGAGCUGGACGCCAAGGCAGCCGCAGUCAGGGAGCAGGAGGCCAGAGGCACAGCUGCCUGUGCGGAUGUCAGAGGCGUGCUGGACCGGCUCCGGGUCAAGGCAGUGACAAAGAUCCACGAGUUCAUCCUCCAGAAGAUUUAUUCGUUCAGAAAGCCCAUGACCAACUAUCAGAUCCCCCAGACAGCCCUGCUGAAGUACAGGUUUUUCUAUCAGUUCCUGUUGGGCAACGAGCGAGCAACAGCCAAGGAGAUCAGGGAUGAAUACGUGGAGACGCUGAGCAAGAUCUACCUGUCUUAUUUCCGCUCCUACCUGGGGCGGCUCAUGAAAGUGCAGAACGAGGAAGUUGCCGAGAAAGACGAUCUAAUGGGUGUGGAAGACACAGCAAAGAAAGGAUUCUUCUCGAAGCCGUCCCUCCGAAGCAGGAACACCAUCUUCACCCUGGGGACCCGGGGUGCUGUCAUCUCCCCCACUGAACUCGAGGCCCCCAUCCUGGUGCCCCACACUGCCCAGCGUGGAGAGCAGAGGUAUCCGUUCGAGGCUCUCUUCCGCAGUCAGCACUACGCCCUAUUCGACAAUUCCUGCCGUGAAUAUCUUUUCAUCUGUGAAUUCUUUGUCGUAUCUGGCCCAGAUGCUCAUGACCUGUUCCAUGCUGUCAUGGGCCGCACACUCGCCAUGACUCUGAAGCACCUGGAGUCCUACCUGGCCGACUGCUACGACGCCAUUGCUGUUUUCCUCUGUAUCCACAUCGUUCUCCGAUUCCGCAACAUCGCAGCCAAGAGGGAUGCCCCUGCCCUGGACAGGUCACCGAGCCCCGGGUCUGGGUGCCUAAAGGCUUCAGCUUUUUUUUUUUUCCUGAGACAGGGUUUCUUUGUAUAGUUUUGGUGCCUAGAUCUUGCUCUGUAGACCAGGCUGGCCUUGAACUCACAGAGAUCCGCCUGGCUCUGCCUUCUGAGUGCUGGGAUUAAAGCAUGCACCACCACCGCCCGGCCAAGCUCCAGCCUUUUAUCUUACACAGACAACUCCAUCCUGACCCUGACUCUUCCUCACCUGAUAUCCUUCCCCCUCCUGUGUGUGUCCCAGAGGCAGCAUUGGUCACACACACACACUAACCCAUCACCUCCUGGCUGGGGGUUCAGGCUGUCUGUCUGUCUGUCUGUAGGCAAUAAUAAGCACUUAAUGUAC